This is a messenger RNA of Prorocentrum cordatum, 1152 nucleotides long. The record is from the annotation of a GenBank genome assembly. NCBI's taxonomy places the organism in Eukaryota, Dinophyceae, Prorocentrales, Prorocentraceae.
AUGCUCCGCGAACGCUGCCCCGAGCUCACAAACCAGAUCUGCGCUGCACUGAGCGAGCUGGACCGGGGCCCGCUGCCGGCCGCUCCCGGGUGCUUACAACAAGCCAGCAGGGCAAAGGAGCACCUCUCGGCGCACGGCUUCGCCGCGCCCAACUGGCACGACCUUGCGCAGGGCGCCCGGCCACCGCCGACGCUCGAACGGGAGCACGGCGAAUGGGCGCACGGCUGGCAGUUCUGGGCCGCCAGAGUCUUGGAGAACACAGCCCGACAGCAGCUCCUCAACGCCUCCACGCCACCGGACCGCGCCCUCCUCCGGUCACAGAGCGGGCCGUGCGCGGGACGAGCCUUCACCGCGCUGCCCACGACGGGGGACUUCCACAUCCCGCCGGCAGAAUUCAGAGUCCUGCUCCUCAGGCGCUUGCGAUUUGAUUUACCCUUCGCAGCGAGCGCUUGCAGGUGCAGAGGCAGACUGGACGCCAGAGGUGACCACAGAGCGGCGUGCCCAAGGGCAGGGGUGCUCAAGAAGAGAUCCAUCCCAUUGGAGAAAGCGGCAGCACGUAUCUGCCGCGAGGCCGGGGGCCGAGUCGCAGAGAAUCAGCUCCUGCGAGACCUCAACGUGGACGGCGUCGACCCCCGCGACGGGCGCAAGAUCGAGGUCAUCGCGAACGGCCUGCCGCUCUGGGGAGGAGCGCAGCUGGCGAUUGACGCGACCCUGGUGUCGCCAGUCCGCACCCACGGCACCGCGCAGCCCAGAGCCGCGGACGAGGACGGAGUCCAGCUCGCGGUCGCGCGGGGCCGGAAGGAAGCGACCUACCCCGAGCUCAUCGGGUCAAGGAGAUGCCGAUUGGUUGUGCUGGGCUUGGAAGUCGGCGGCAGGUGGUCCGAGGAGGCCCUGACCUUCGUCCGGCUGCUCGCCAGGACCAGAGCCCGCAGCGCGCCGCAGCGACUCCGAGCGUCGGCGCGGGCGGCGUACCUACACCGCUGGACAGGCUUGGCCGCGGUCGCGGCCCAGACGGCGUUCGCGGCCACGCUGCUGGAGUUGCCGUCGCACACCCUGGCCGUCGACGGGGACGGGCCGCACCUCGCCGACCUCCUGGCGGACGCCCGCUGCACGGAGACGCUGGCCCCUAGCCGACUGCCGCCGGGUUUCUGA